GAGAGAGAGAACUGGGAGUGUUUAGGGGGUGGAGGGACUGCACAGCCCAAGUGACCAAACCAUUGUGAAGCAAAACGUUUGUGGAGUAAAGUAUAAGACAGGGUUUUCUGCAGGUUUCAAAAGUUGGGACAGUUUUCAUUGCAUCCAUUCUGAUGGGACAAGUACUCUGAGAACCCUGCAGAGCACAAGGGGGAUAAAGAGAAAAUGUGCUGACAGCAAUUGCCCAGCAGAAGCAGCUUCAAGCUGGUGAAGAUGGAGAACAGCACAGGGGAUGAACAGAACCAAACAGGACUGCUGCCAAGCCAAGAGGUGAUCAGUAUUGACUACCAAGUAGUUACCAUUCUCUUGGUCCUCCUCAUCUGUGGACUAGGCAUAGUGGGCAAUAUCAUGGUGGUGCUGGUGGUCCUCAGGACCAAACACAUGAGGACCCCCACUAACUGCUACCUGGUGAGUCUGGCUGUGGCUGAUCUCAUGGUGCUGGUGGCUGCAGGACUUCCCAACAUCACCGAGAGCCUGUAUGGAUCCUGGGUCUAUGGCUACGUGGGAUGUCUCUGCAUUACGUAUCUCCAAUACCUAGGCAUCAAUGCUUCUUCUUGUUCCAUCACCGCCUUCACUGUUGAGAGAUAUAUUGCCAUCUGCCACCCAAUCAAAGCCCAAUUCCUAUGUACUUUUUCAAGAGCCAAAAAGAUCAUUAUUUUUGUCUGGGCUUUCACCUCCAUAUACUGUACCCUCUGGUUUUUCCUGCUAGAUCUCAACACAGUUGUCUACAAAGAUACCAUCGUUGUUUCUUGCGGCUACAAGGUGUCUAGAAGCUACUACUCCCCUAUAUAUAUGAUGGACUUUGGUAUAUUUUAUGUUGUGCCAAUGAUACUGGCCACUGUCCUCUAUGGACUGAUUGCCAGAAUAUUGUUCCUGAAUCCCAUCCCUUCAGAUCCAAAAGAAAACCCUAAGACACAGAAAAACAACUCAACUCACCAAAACAAGACUAUGAAUUCCAAGAUGACUAACAGGGGUUUCAGUAGCACUAUUGCUUCUAGAAGGCAGGUUACCAAGAUGCUGGCUGUGGUUGUGAUCCUGUUUGCAUUUUUAUGGAUGCCCUAUAGGACACUGGUUGUUGUAAACUCCUUUCUCUCCAACCCUUUCCAAGAAAAUUGGUUCCUAUUAUUUUGUAGAAUCUGCAUUUAUCUAAAUAGUGCCAUCAACCCCGUGAUUUACAAUCUCAUGUCCCAGAAAUUCAGAGCAUCCUUCAAGAAACUCUGCAAUUGCCAGCAGAAAAAGUCAGAGAAACCUGCCAGUUACAGUGUGGCCCUAAACUACAGUGUCAUCAAGGAGUCUGAUCACUUCAGCACUGAACUAGAAGACAUUACUGUCACCAAUACCUAUCUGUCCUCUACAAAAGUGUCCUUUGAUGAUACCUGUUUAUCCUCUGAGGUGAUGUGAGAAUGAAGAAAGAUGUUUCUCUUUCCAUGCUGCUUCAUCUCUCUUAAUUUCAGGCCUAAGGCUUAUGCCAUUCUGGAUCACUGUGGUCUUUAUUAAUAUUUUGAUGCAAUAUUUACGACACCCUGUGUUAAACCAAGAGUUGUUUCUGUUCACAGAAUCCAGGAGCUACUGUACAUCUCUACAUGCCUGUCUUCAUCAGAAUACCUAAGUGUGUGUGUAACUUUACCAUGAGAGUUGACUUCAGUGGGAUGACACAUUUGCUUAGUGUUACAUGUAUGCUGAAUUGUGGCCUAUGUUCUCACGCUCUCUUUUAAAAGUCCAGGCACACUUUAGCACUGAUCCUGCAGUCUUUACUCAGGCAAAACUCCCAUCUGACAUCAUGAAUCAUCGAUUCAGAGUUCAGUGGAGGUUUUCCCUAAGCAGAGACUUCAGGAUCAGGCUCUGUUUAUGCUGAUCUAUCAAAUACAGCAAGAAGUUUGCAAAUGUAUUUUCUCUGCCAGUGAAAUCAAACUAAACCUAAAGUCCAUCUGACAAAAGUAGGCUGAUCUGACUGUGACAAUUCUAAAAGUACAAUGCCUCCAUGCUCAAACCUGCAAGGCAGUGAAUGCCUCCUGAAAGGUGCUGAACUGAGAGCACUCAUCACUUUUCCUGGAGUGCUCAGUCAGAAUCUCGCAGGCUAUUUGACUAACAUUGAAAAGAAAUGUAACUAUUUUUUUGAAGGAACAAUCUUGGGUCAAAGGUUAGAGAACAGCCAGAACCAUUACUGGUUACAGUUAUUAUCUAGCAUAGACUCCCAAAUUUCAGACUAGAGUGAAUCUAAUUGUAAGAUCAUGACACACUUUAAUGAAUAGAUUUCUGAUGGUAAAGAGCAUAAAAUCCAUUUUCUUACUUUUCAUAGCAUGAAAUAGGAAGAACGUUCAAUAAAUUCACAGCUGGGAAUAAACAAGAAAACAAAAUCUGUAUAAAGCCUUUCAAAGUCUUACAUUUUAACUAGUUGGUAUACAGACACACUACUUGACAUGCAAGUGUCUACUCAUACUCAAUCCUGUGUAUACUUGUUAUGUGCUGAAAAGUACUGGAGCAGACUUAGACGUUCUGCUAGUUAAUUUUAUCUUGGCUCAACAGCAAGCCCCUCUCAGAUAGCUACAAGUGGAUUGAAGUUUCAGUAUUGAUAAUGCC
Molecule: messenger RNA, 2619 nt
Organism: Chrysemys picta bellii (western painted turtle)
Lineage: Eukaryota; Metazoa; Chordata; Testudines; Emydidae
Gene: TRHR
Product: thyrotropin releasing hormone receptor
Biological process (GO): phospholipase C-activating G protein-coupled receptor signaling pathway
Cellular component (GO): membrane
Molecular function (GO): thyrotropin-releasing hormone receptor activity
Source: RefSeq, a predicted model, not a curated record